GUCCUUGUCUCCUCCUGGCACCAGGCUACGUGCCGUGUCCAAUCUACGAGACGAGGAACGGUCGACCGGUCAUCGUCCAGCAACCGGCAAACCUCACCACUCUCUCUGACAAUCUGCUCAGUGCUGCGAAAUCCUUCAUCACAAACAAAGCAGCAAAGAAUAGCCCGUUCUUCUCUCUACUAUGCGUUCCACCACACCCACAGUCCUCAGUUCUCGGGACAGAGAUUUGUGAAUACCUCCAUCAGAGGACCUUAUGGAGAUUCUCUGAGGGAAAUUGACUACUCCGUUGGUCAAAUCCUCAAGACUCUGAAAAGUCUCGGUCUCUCCAACGACACCUUCAUCUUCCUCACAUCUGACAACGGUCCAGCACUGGAGAAUGGGGUACUGGGAGGAGUGUCUGGACCGCUGAGGUGUGGGAAGUCCUCGACCUGGGAGGGAGGACUGAGGGUGCCGGGCAUCGCAUUCUGGCCCGGCAAGAUUCAGCACCGCAGAUCAGCUCAGCUGUCUUCUACUCUGGACCUCCUGCCAACAAUCUUCAACUUGGCUGGAGCU
Molecule: messenger RNA, 552 nt
Organism: Geodia barretti
Lineage: Eukaryota; Metazoa; Porifera; Demospongiae; Tetractinellida; Geodiidae
Source: the annotation of a GenBank genome assembly